This is a messenger RNA of Toxotes jaculatrix (banded archerfish), 4414 nucleotides long. RefSeq names its product ankyrin repeat and EF-hand domain containing 1a (gene ankef1a). Bases 1926 to 4280 code for a protein of 784 amino acids. The record is from RefSeq and is a predicted model, not a curated record. NCBI's taxonomy places the organism in Eukaryota, Metazoa, Chordata, Actinopteri, Toxotidae. Gene Ontology annotation, molecular function: protein binding; calcium ion binding. The transcript has 12 exons.
UAUGCCCAGAAACACGAGGGGUGGAGGACUGGCCGGGGGGGAAGAAUGGGGAUUGUUUUUCUCUGUCCUAAAAAGGGCCAUCUGAACUUGGUCUAGGAACAAGUAGUUAAAGUUAUGAAGCUGUUACUAUCAGUCCAUCUCACAAUGGAAUUUUUAUCUGAAGCUAAAAAUAACAAACAAUGAAGCUACACAUACCGUUGUCUCUGUUCUACAAAUCCCACCUCUUUCAUGAAUACACACACAUCCUGCUUUUAGAAGUCUAAUUAAAAUGCCUCCAGAAGAAAAUAUGUGCAUGGUAUCAAGUUUGUAGAUAUUCUUGAAUGAAUUUUUAAAGGAACAUUGCACAUUUUUACCAGAGAUGAUACAUCAGAUUGGGCUACAUAUUGCAUUAUAUUUAUAUCAUGAUGGAAGUAAUACAUGAACUAAUACCAGCAUAUCAGGGUUUGCUCACAAUGCAUUUUUCUUCCUCAUUGUUCUGUGUGGAAAUGUAUUUUUAUAUGUUUCUAUGCAUUGUAUAACCCGUGAAUGAAUGUAAAUAUUUUUCAGCUGUUUUGGCCUUAUUAAGAUUUUUAUGAAUUACCACUUUACCUUGACAGGUACUGUAUGUUUUGUAUUAUUAUUAUUUUUUUUUUUUUUGCCACGUGUGCCUCAAAUACAGAUACCCAGUUUUACACAGCUGAUGUCAACAGACUCACUUUUAUCUGGAUUCUGUUCCUUUAUUAAAUGAGCAGCUACGUGCCAGAUUUUACACAGUUUAGCCUGCAUGGGACUCUACUUAUUUAGUCUGGCACUUUUUUGGCUUUCACAAAUACACACAGCUGGGUUAACUUUUGUUGCUGGCUCCUACUUAAACCGCUCUCAAUCUCUCUCCCUCUUGACUUCAGUGGGUUAUUUUUAGGUGAAGAUUUUAAGGAAAUAGUUGAAAAGCCUUCUCAUAUGCUGCACUGCAGUGACACCUUGUGUUCAGUACAGUUACACUCAUUCUAGCUGAUGGCUCUGUUCUGCUGCUGAUCCUUGAAGUCUGUAAGAAGUGCCUUCAGGGAAGGAGUAUCACUUGUCCUCUAUUCUUUGCACAUUCAUUACUCAUCAGUUGGAAGUACAGGUCUCUCUCUAAGCCUCUCUGCACUCAAUAGCUGUCAUUCCACUGUCACUCACAUGAACAAAGUCAUCCCCAAGACAGUGUAAGUUGAUCUAUGCACUGGCGGUCAAGGCCAGAGAACUGGUAAUUCUAUCUACGCUACUUAAGGAUGUAAGGAUGCAUAACACAGUGGGACAUAUAUGUAUGCGGUAUUAAAGGUGGAAUAAUUUUAUACAGAUUCCAUUAAGGCAAGCAGCUACUUUAUGGAAGCUAAGAGGGGUCCAAAUAAAGGCUGAAGAAAAAACAACCCAGUGGUGUCAGAAUUAUGAUACUAAGAACUGGAUUACACAAAUGGCUCUUCUCUGAUGCCUGAUAUAUGAUGGUUAGUGUGACUGGUGAGAGGCAUAUCAUCAUUUUAUUAUUCUGUUUACUUUCAUUUAGUGCAAUAUUUGUUUGUUUAGUUUAGUUUUUGUUUUGUUUUGUUUUUUAAUAUGAUAUGCUUUAUAUCUUGUGUUGAGACCUCAUAGCUUGCUUUCUUUGCUGUAGCAGUAUUUGUAAUUGUAAUCUUCGUAUUACCGAGCUCAUCCCAAGCACUUGAAAGCAGCAUCGGACACCACCAAAGCACAACACGUCCUUCCCGGGAUUUUCAGGCGUUCCGUUGCCACGGAGCUGAGUUUGUUUGCUUCCUCCGGCUCAUGCAAAGUGAAAGGUUGUGCUUUAAAAUAAAGUGAGGACCUCGUGAAAAAAAAACAAAAAACAAAACUCGGAAUAACUGUGACUGUCCUCGCUGGUCAGACGUGCUGGGUAUGUGGACAACAUAGUGGAAGGACUUUUAAAGUUUUUCAACAUGCCUCUCUCUGUCCCUGCAAUGAGUGGCAGAGUAGCAGAGGGCCGCCUGCAGGUCCUUCAGAUCUACCGCCUGCUGCAGUGUGUCCAUGAAGGGGAUAAGUUGCAGAUAGAGAAGAUGGUGAACCUUGGGGUGGAAAACCUCAUCAAUCUCACCGAGCCACAGGACGGCAAAGGGGUGCUUCAUGUGGCAACUUCAGCCAACAAUCAGGACCUGGUCAGUUUCCUUCUCUCACAGGGUGCACACCCUAACAUCCAGGACAAGAAGGGCUGCACCCCAGUCAUGUUAGCUGCUGAGCUGGGCAAUGAUGCCAUAGUGGCUCUGUUGGCAAAAAGCCAUGCUGACCUGAGGCUCCAAGAUGCUGAGGGCAAAGGUGUGCUGUUCUACUGCAUCUACCCCACCAAGCGCCACGCCCGCUGCCUGCAGGUGGCGCUGAAGUGCCAGGCAGAUGCCAACAACGUGUCAGCAGAGGGGACUCACGUCUUCCAGCUGAUGUGUGAAAAAGCUCAGGAGUGCACCCCCAUGUGCCUCAUCAUGCUGGAUGGUGGGACAGACCCCAAUGCAAAAGACCAGAAAACUGGCAUCACAGCAUUGAUGGAGGCAGCCAAGGCAGGCUCCCUGCAGCUUGUGCGAGUAAUUCUCAAGAAAGGGGGAAACCCCAACGCCCUGGACCGAAAGCGCCUCACAGCAGUGCACUAUGCCGCCAUGGGGGGCUUUUUGGAGGUGAUUCAGGUGCUGUCUGCGUACUCAGCAGACAUGGGCGUGAUUAGCCUUGAGGACUGCACACCCCUACACUACGCUGCUGCCACGGGCAAUGCUAACUGCUGCAAGUUCCUGGCACAGAGAGGUUGUAACCCCAAACUGAAGAACCAGGAAGGUUUGCUGCCACGUCAGAUUGCCAAAGACGCCGGUCACAAAGCAGCAGCCAAGGAGCUGAGGAAAGCUGAGAGGCAACAGGGGAAAGGCAACAAAUCCAGCACUGUCUACCUCCUGUCAGAGCUCUGGGCCCUGACCCUCCACGACUGGUCUCAUGAGUAUGAGACUGAAUUACGGCAAGCCUUCGGGGACAAACCAGACACGGUUACCAGAGAGAUGUUUAUGUCAGUGUUAGAGGAACUAAACGCUCCAGUUGAACUAGACCAACUCCACACUGUCAUUUCAGCGCAUGACAAGGGAAAAGACGGUUGUAUCAACAUUAAUGAUUUCAUCAAAGGUGUCAAGUACAUCAAGAAACCGUUCCUCCUUUCCUCUUAUAUGCCUAAAAAGAAAAAGGGGGAAAAGGGAGGAAAAGGAGGUAAGAAGAAGGGUAAAUUUGUUCUCCCAAUGCCCAUUUGCACCCUCCCACCUGAGCUCAUGCCCCGGCGACCGGACGGAGGCCCACCUCACUUCAUGAUUGAGACAUACUACAACCGCUCAGACAUCCGUCGAUUCGACCGUGAUCACCCACCAGAACAUCCCAUCAUGAAUGACUCUGGAUGGUACAUGGAGAAGCCAGAGAAGGUCUACGUCAACAUCAACUACUGCGUGAAAAGUGGAGAUCUGGAGUCUCUGGACCUCGCUUUCAGUCAGGGGGUUCCUGUGGAUGUUCAAGAUCCGUUUUAUAAAACCCCGCUGAUGGUGGCCUGCUCCAGUGGAAACCAUGUGGUGGCUCAGUACCUCCUCGGCCAGGGGGCCGAUAUAAAUGUGUGUGACCAGUUCUUCUGGACGCCCCUACACCAUGCUGCUCACGCUGGACAUGUGGAACUUAUUGAACUUCUGGUAGAGGCCGGGGCCACCAUAGAUGCUCGGGCCCUCAGUGGCGGCACGCCCCUCAUGAGGGCCAUCGAGAGCUCUCGACCCUCCUGUGUGGACUUCCUCAUCAAGGCGGGUGCCAGUGUUAAUGCAGAGAACAAGAAAGAACAAAACUGCCUUGACAUCGCCAGAGCGUUUGCAGACUCCAGGAUAAUUGACUUGGUCAAAGACAAGAUGGAUUCUCUGCCUAAACCAAAGGAGACAGCGAAGGGAAAGGGGGGCAAAGCUCAAAAACCUAAACCUGCUAAAGCGAAGGGCAGUCCUGCAGAAGGUGCCGUGCAGGCAGACACAUCGACUGCAACAGCAGAGAAAAUUUUUCAGAAGGAUUCAAAGAGCAUCAUCCUGCAAAACACUAUGAUCACUACAGGGAAAACCAACACUAUGGAUAUCACCUUUGUGCCAAAAACGGUUUGGGGGAAGCCGCCCACCACCAGCCAGCUGAUGUCAAAGAUAGAGAGACGGAAGGAGCUCUUAUCCCUCGAGGUUGACUUUGACGACUUCAUGAUGCCUUUCAGCCAGAACAUCCAGAGCUCAACGCUGGAGCUAGUAAAAUCCACAGAGUAGACCUGAAUGUGCAUGGUGUGGACUACAGAGAGAGGGAGAGCGACAUAGACAGUAAAUGAGGACAAGAGAGAAAGAGAGAGAGCGCGAGAGGGAAGCUGAUUGAAGGGAGCAGGAAACCAGACCAAACAUGGGCA